This is a messenger RNA of Ostreobium quekettii, 345 nucleotides long. The record is from the annotation of a GenBank genome assembly. NCBI's taxonomy places the organism in Eukaryota, Viridiplantae, Chlorophyta, Ulvophyceae, Bryopsidales, Ostreobiaceae.
AUGCAAAAGUCACCGAUCAAUGGCAGAACGAAACUGCUGUGGGUCGAGCACAUCGCUGGUGCACAUCCUAGAUUUGGGAGUACCGAUGCUGUGCUUUCUUGUACAUGGUCCAGACAAUCAGCAAGCGUUUUUCUGGGUUCCCUUCUAAUAAGCACCUGCAACAGUGUCAGUUGUUGUGUCAGCCAGCCUUGUGAAUUUCUGACCAAGGUGAUACCGGCAGCCUUCAAGGAAAAUGUGCUGCUGGUCUUGUACUUCUGCAAUGGAACCAGUGGUGCUUUUGCCUUCCUGGCGCUGUUGAGGAGCCCACCCUGCCCAUGCACAAAAUUGUUCUGUUUGAUGUAUUAA